AUGACCGCUCUCAGGGUCUUGGAUUUGUCACGGACUGCCCUCCAGUUGUUGCCAAAAAACAUGGGAUGUUUGCAGUGUUUAGUUUACCUCGGGUAUUCCUUUGUGCCACUCAAGAGACUGCCCAACUCUGUCACUGCUCUUAAAAACCUGCAAAUAUUAGAUCUUUAUCAAUCUGAUAUUGCACAACUCCCCUCCGACAUUUCUAAGUUGACUUGUCUAAAAUUGUUGGACGUUAGUUUCUACAAACAUCUGCAGUGCAUGCCUUAUGGGAUCUCACGCCUUAUGUCCCUGGAGUACCUGGAUGCAUUUGCUUCUUCAAAUAUACAAUGGAACAAGUGCAGAAGGGAUCGACUUCCGAUUAGUGAUUUGGGCACCCUAAACAAACUAAAAAGGUUGGGGCUUAAUAAUAAUGGUGAUAUAAUUCAGAAAGGACUAUUGGGAAUCAUGAAGCAGGUGGAAUAUCUAUUUACUCCAGAUAGAAAUUCAAUUUCUGAAUUUCAAGGCUAUCUUAGUUUGUUCGAUUGUGGCAUGUUGAAACAACUACCUAACUUGCACAAUCUUCCAAGUCUAAAGCACCUGCAUAUCAUUGAGUGCUCCAAGAUUGAGAAGUUUCCAGAGGAAUUUGGCAAGAGGGGAGGAUUUCCUAAGUUGGAGCUAUUUUCAGUGGUGAAGCUGAGGAAGAUGAAGCAGCUGCCAACAUUGGAAGAAGGAGCACCGCCUUCACGUAAAACAUUGACAAUAAUGCAGUGUGAGGCAUUGCGGAUGCUACCAGUGUUAUUGGAAUUUGAAGAGUAUAGACAAGAUAAGAGUGUAUGCUUGUUCAAAGGUUCUACUUGUGAUGACAAAGGAAGAAAACUUUAUCAAGACAAAGAUUAA
Messenger RNA from Cryptomeria japonica (Japanese cedar), 876 nucleotides. RefSeq names its product disease resistance protein RPV1-like. Bases 1 to 876 code for a protein of 291 amino acids. The record is from RefSeq and is a predicted model, not a curated record. NCBI's taxonomy places the organism in Eukaryota, Viridiplantae, Streptophyta, Pinopsida, Cupressales, Cupressaceae. The transcript is spliced from 2 exons.